Messenger RNA from Dunckerocampus dactyliophorus (ringed pipefish), 645 nucleotides. Its product is annotated as sclerostin domain-containing protein 1-like. NCBI's taxonomy places the organism in Eukaryota, Metazoa, Chordata, Actinopteri, Syngnathiformes, Syngnathidae. Gene Ontology annotation, molecular function: BMP binding. Gene Ontology annotation, biological process: negative regulation of BMP signaling pathway; negative regulation of Wnt signaling pathway. The transcript has 3 exons. The coding region runs from base 1 to 627 and encodes 208 amino acids. The record is from RefSeq and is a predicted model, not a curated record.
AUGACCUGCCCGACCAGCGGAUUCCAGCUCCUGGCGCUCCUGGUGUUCCUGAGCAAGAGUUGCACUGCUGUCUCCAAUGACGCCACAGAGUCAGUCAGUGCUCACCCGGUCCACGUCGCCCAGGAAGAAGGACCUGGCGAAGCUGGGAACCAGGCCAGGAAUGGUGGCAAACAGCAGUCUGGACCUGCACCCAACUCAACCCGCCCAGACCAGAGCCAGGUGGGCUGCAGGGAGCUGCGGUCUACCAAGUACAUUUCAGACGGCCAGUGCACCAGCGUCAACCCCAUUAAGGAGCUGGUUUGUGCCGGAGAGUGUCUGCCGGCUCACCUGCUGCCCAACUGGAUCGGGGGCGGUUACACAGGAAGGUACUGGAGCCGCAGAGAGGCACAACAGUGGCGCUGUGUCAUUGACCGAACCCGAACUCAGCGCAUCUGGCUCCAGUGUCAGGACGGCAGCGCCAGGACCUACAAGAUAACUGUGGUGACCUCCUGCAAGUGCAAACGCUACUCCAGACAGCAGAAUGACUCAGGACACAAGGACGCUUUGGUCCACGGCGGCAAACAGAAGCGAAAACACAGGAAGGACCGACUACCUGAGGAGAAACCAAGGAGUACAUCAGACAACUAAAAGCCAUGCGGCUACACA